Lepisosteus oculatus (spotted gar) is the source of this 3558-nucleotide messenger RNA. RefSeq names its product CDC42 small effector 2 (gene cdc42se2). Lineage: Eukaryota; Metazoa; Chordata; Actinopteri; Semionotiformes; Lepisosteidae. Gene Ontology annotation, cellular component: plasma membrane. Gene Ontology annotation, biological process: regulation of Rho protein signal transduction. Gene Ontology annotation, molecular function: small GTPase binding. The record is from RefSeq and is a predicted model, not a curated record.
CCCUCCUUUCAGAUACUGAUUUCUCCUGAUUCAAACCCAUAGAAACGGCAGCGGCAGUGUUUCAGUCUUCUGUAGCACCGCGAGUCGCCAUCUUCAGCGACCUCUGCUUCUCUCUCACCUCUUACGUUUUCUAUGCACACACACAAGUCAUAUUGGGGAAUCAGAGCACGUCCACUGACGGACAGCCGGUUUUGUUAUACCGCUGAAAUCAGAUUCUCCGCAUUGUGGAGGCGAGGACUGCAACGGGUUAUCGGAAGACAAGAGAAUAUUGGUUGUGUUGAUCGGACCUGGAAGAGGGGUACUUAACACUCCAGCACCACAAAUUGGGCUUCACUUCCCUUUGCAGGGCUGGGACUUUUCCCUUCAAAGCACAGAGAUCAUAUCUGUGGAGCCCUGAGCUGAACUGGACAAGGACUCGAAACCUGGGGCUUCUUCCACUGGGAUUUAAGUUUUUUGUCUUCUUUCUGGACCAGUGGCACUUAAACACUUUAAGACUAUUAAGCAUGAGUGAAUUCUGGUUGUGCUUCAACUGCUGUAUUGCAGAACAGCCUCAGCCGAAGCGACGAAGGCGGAUCGACCGAAGUAUGAUUGGGGAGCCAACAAACUUUGUACACACAGCCCAUGUGGGAUCGGGAGACCUGUUCAGUGGCAUGAAUUCAGUGAAUUCAAUCCAAAACCAAAUGCAGUCUAAAGGAGGAUAUGGAGGUGGUGCCAUACCAGUAAAUGUUCAGAUGCAGCUUGUGGAUACAAAAGCAGGAUAACUUGUUUUGAACGUUCCUGAGUGUAUGUUUCUUCAUCCUUGCCUCCUGUUUGCCUUUGGUGACUGCUUUUCGUGUUCCUCAUAAGACAGAAGUGAUGGUUGUGCUAUACCCCUGUGACUGUUCUUCGAAGAAAAAAAAAAGUUUGCCAUUCUGUUGGAAAUAAGCUGCCUCGCCUUUCACAAGGUGUUUGGCUUAGGAAACAUGGACAUUAUGUUUUCUCCCUUAAUCUUUACUGAAUCACAUGUUAGCAUGACCUUUUGUUUCUGCAAGUGCCAGUGCAAAAUGUAACAAUGCUCCUCUUUGUCAUUUGCUGAGAGAAAAUCUGCUUUUUGUUUUUGAGUUUGAUUUGUUGAUGUUUGAAGGUCUGGAACCUACAAGCACAAAAGGCUUAACAUUUAUCUUUUUUUUCUUUUUUGCUUUCCUGUUUUGCUGUCAGCAUAGUAGUUGACUGCGUGCUUGUGAAGUGGCUUUGUAUGGUGGCCUAUCAGUGCCAAAAUGCCUGUAGUUGCGGAAUGAUACUUUUGCUGACAAGAAAUAAAAUCCGGCAAAGUCAAUGCCAUUCCAUAGGAAAAAUAAUUACCUAGCUGCUUAAAAAUGUUUUUUGUCUUUUUUUUUAUUUCUGAACUGAUCUUGAAAUAAAACUGGCUUUUCACAUGGUGAACUGCUGUAAAAUGCUCAGUAUACUUGAUUUUAAGAAACCUGAGUUUUAUUGUGUAACCUGUGUAGGUACAUGUGUAUAAUGUAGUGGUGUCGUAGUGAUCAGUACUGGUGUGGCAGCAAUAUUUAUAAACCUGACUAUGAUGCAACUUGAAACUUGCAGUCUUAUGCAGUCACAGUCUAACCUGUUGCCUGCAUUUAUUAAAACUACACUUUUGUAAUAUUUUUUUCACAGCAAAUGUCAGUAUCUCUGUAUUAAAUACUUUGGGGCCAUGAAGGCUGCCAUGGGUAGUUCUCAAGCUGCCUGAACAAAUGCCAGUAAAAUUACCAUCAACAAACAGGGUGACUAACUAUUUUACUUAAGGUUAUUUAGCUCAGGUUAAAAGGCAUAUUUUCACUUCUAUAAAAUGAUGUACAUUGUAUAAUAUUGCACUGUUUUCUAAUGUUAGUGUAAAAGUGUACCUUUAGAAAAAAAAUAUAACAACAAUUGUAUGGCUAGAUUGUUUAUUGGUUAGGUAGAAUCUUUUUAUGAAAAGUCCUUUUAACAAGAUGUAAAAAAUUUAUAAAUCUAGGAUAAUCGGAAUUUGUCUUCACUGUUUCAGGUACAGUUUACGUGGCAUCCAAAAAAAAGAAAUUCUGGCAUUUAAAAAUGCGACAGCUGUGAAAUUGUUUUGCAGUCUGUGGUGGAACUUGUAUUGCGUUUAAAUAUCAGACUGCAGACUCCAAAUACUCUUUUCCUAGCUUUUCGUUAAUGGCCUUUUGCUUUUCUAUUCAAGUAUUUUCUGUUUUCUCAGAUCAGCAUUUUUUUUAUUUUUCAUUUCAAUUCAUGUAGUAGUUUCAUUGAGCUGGUUUGUUUCACACAGUGGUAGCCUUGCAAGUAAAUAUCUCUUGUAACUUGUAAGAAAAAUGACUGAAACGCCAACAGUGGAUUAUCUUGGAAUUACUAUGUAUGCAGUAAACUACAGUUGUGUGCCAGACUUUAUUGUUCCUUAGGUAUGUUUUCAUUUCUUCCCCCUCAAGUGCUUUGUUUGUAAAUGUCGUAUUCUUUGUAUGCCACAUUCUAUGGUAGUUUAAUUUAUUCUUUUUAGUUAAUUACUGACUGGUUUUACACUGAUCAGCUUGAAGCUUUUCCCAUUCAAAUCAGAGGGCAGUAACUUGCAUUAGCGCACGAUUGUGUAAUUAUUUAUUUUUUUAAGAAUAUCAACCAGCUACGGAAGGAUUUCACAAUAACAUAACAUCUGUGACAGGAUUCAAUUUUAUUUAAAACAAAGGACGACAAAGCCCUUUCUCAAAAACACUUAAAUAAAUGAAAGGAUUUAGUAAGCACCAGUUGUGACAUUUUCACAUUGUUUUUUGUGAAAAUGGUGAAAAUAAUUAGAAGCACAAGAAGGAAGGUAUUGACAGAUAAUCUAGAGUGUAAAUAUCCAAAAAUAAUAGGCAAGGUGUUGUAAACCUUAUAGUAGUAUAAAUUUACUUUUACCCAUAUCUAUUUCCUAAUGUUUGUUUCACUUUACAGCAUCAGGGAGUUCAUCCAGAUCAAUUAUAAAAAAAAAAGAAAAUGUUGUUUUUUUAUUUUUUUAUGAUACAUAUUCAGGUUUUGUACACUUUUCAUCCCUCAGUAAAUUCACUUCCAAUGUUGGUUUGUAGAUUACAGAAUGUCUACAGUUUAAAUAAAUAUUUUUUCCAUGUUAUACAAAUUGUCUUGUAUUUUAUGUAUAGUUAAAACACUAGCUGAAUUUUGUGAGAUUUGGUUCAACAAGCUUGGUUGGUUCCUAUUAGCUAAGGGAUCUGAGGAUCUAAUCUAACCAUUUCUUGAGACCAUUUCAGCUUGUGGAAUUGUAUUUGGUUGGUUUGUUCAGUACUUCUGCAACCCUUAGAGGAAAGAAGAGGCACCCAGUUGACAGUCUUGGAUGUACAGUACUGUACUUCACCUUAGUUUGCACUUCUAUGCUCUGGUUCAUGUUUCACUGGUAGAUUUUUUUUUUUUAAACUCCACUGGAACCUUUUUAAUAACUUGGAAAGUGCUUUCUUAUACUUCGUGUAAUGUUAAAGCAAGAACUCUUCCAAAAACUUGUAUCUCUAAUGAAUCUACUACUGUUUCCCCUUGUCCAUCUAUCUAUUAAAAGAAAACCAGGAUGUU